Molecule: messenger RNA, 822 nt
Organism: Polyodon spathula (Mississippi paddlefish)
Lineage: Eukaryota; Metazoa; Chordata; Actinopteri; Acipenseriformes; Polyodontidae
Product: odorant receptor 131-2-like
Exons: 1
Coding region: 1-822 (273 amino acids)
Biological process (GO): G protein-coupled receptor signaling pathway
Cellular component (GO): membrane
Molecular function (GO): G protein-coupled receptor activity
Source: RefSeq, a predicted model, not a curated record
AUGGUGUUUAUUUACUUUAAAGAGCCUGUGUACCAGGGGGUUCCGCGCUACAUGCUGUUCGUUCACCUCCUGAUUAACGAUUUCGUGCAGGCAGCACUGUGUGUGUUCCUGUUUCUUAAUGCCUGCCUUCAAGGCACCAUGCUCCUCUCUGUUUGCUCUGUAAUUGUGCUCCUAUCUGCGUGCACUAGCAUGAACACUCCACUAACUCUUGCAGUCAUGUCUCUGGAGCGAUACGUUGCCAUUUGUUUUCCUCUGCACCACGUCCAGCUGUGCACGGUAAACAGAGGUUACAUCUCCGUCGCUCUCAUAUGGUUAUUAGGGAUACUGCCUUGCAUAAGCGACAUCUGCAUAGCUUACACGUACGGGCCUCCUGGCUAUUUCCAACGCUAUUUUAAUUGCAGACGCAGUCUAUUCAUCAUCCUUCCCUCUCAGAGCACUAAGCAAGCGGCUUUGAAUGCUCUUUACUUCAGCAGCAUAUGGGCAGUGGUGAUCUACACGUACCUACAAAUUCUGCUUACUGCUAGAAAGGCUGCUUGUGAUAAGUCUUCAGCCUCCAAAGGUCAGAGGACCGUCCUGUUACAUGGAGUGCAGCUCGUACUCAGCAUGAGUUUCUUUAUCUAUCCGCUCACUGAGUACUUCCUCGUGGGUCAGCCUCAAGAGGUCACGAGACACGUCUUCUUUUUUAACUACUACGUGACGCUGGUUCUUCCCAGAUGCCUGACCCCCCUGAUAUACGGCGUCAGGGAUGAGAAUUUCAAAAGACACCUCAAGCAGUACUUGUGUUUGUGUCCUAAGAAAGUGCAGCCUCUGGGAUCCAACUGA